Messenger RNA from Procambarus clarkii (red swamp crayfish), 967 nucleotides. RefSeq lists its product as uncharacterized. The record is from RefSeq and is a predicted model, not a curated record. NCBI's taxonomy places the organism in Eukaryota, Metazoa, Arthropoda, Malacostraca, Decapoda, Cambaridae. Gene Ontology annotation, cellular component: extracellular matrix.
UCUCUCAGGAGUAUAUAAGACAGUAACAUCACUCACAGAGCAUCAGUUCCACUCGUCUUCUUCACCAAGAAUGGUUCUCAAGGUUGUGUUGCUGGCGGCUGUUGUGGUGGUGGCUUUGGCCAGCCCAGAGCCUCCUCCCUCCUACCAUUACCCAUCACCCAGCCCUCAGUACCAUCACCCAACCCCAACAUACCACCCGCCCACACAUAGUCCCACAUACCACCCUUACACCACACCCUCAACUUAUCGUCCAUACACCACACAUCCAACUUAUCGACCAUACACCACACCCUCAACUUAUCGUCCAUACACCACACCUCCAACUUAUCGUCCAUACACCACACAUCCAACUUAUCGACCAUACACCACACCCUCAACUUAUCGUCCAUACACAACACCUCCAACUUAUCGUCCAUACACCACACAUCCAACUUAUCAUCCAUACACCACACAUCCAACUUAUCAUCCAUACACCACACCUCCAACCAAUCCACACUACCCUUCACAUCCAACAUACCGUCCACCAACACACGGCCCCAAGUACGGCGUCCAUACCACUGAGGCUCCUGCUCAAUACUCCUUCAGUUGGAAAGUGAAGGACGACGCUUCAGGAAACGACUUCGGCCAAGACGAAACCCGUGAUGGUCCCAACACCCAGGGCUCCUACUAUGUAAGGCUUCCCGACGGUCGUCUGGAGAAGGUGGCCUACAAUGUCAAUGGUGACUCCGGCUACGUGGCCCAGGUGACCUACGAGGGUCAGGCCCAGCACACCACACCCAAGCCCUACUAUGGCUAAAGCAACUAUAAAAGGAUGUUGAUCCCUCUUACAUAUAAUAUUCAAAGUAAAAUUAUUAUAGGAUUUAUAUAUGUGGUAAUGUAGAAAUUUAAUACAAUUAUAUAUACUUUUACAUGAAACUUUUCAAAUAUUAUAAAAUAAGUUUUCUUAGUUUCUGUCAACUAAAUAAAU